CUUUUCUUAUUUACAAAAAAUAAUAAAUAUCCUUUACAUACUAUCUUACGUUCAAUAAUAAGCAAAACGCACUCUAUACGUGCUACACUUUUUAUUUACUCAAACGAGUUACAGUGUGUGACCUUCAUUCAAUCAUUCACUCAUUCAUUCAAUCAUACGGAUCGGAUCCUCCCUCAACCUGAAAUCAAAAACCACAAUGGGUAGUUGCUGUAGCAAAACACCAGAAAAGUCCACUGGUGGCGAAAACGAUCAAAACCGAAGCAUUGAAAGGCAAAUCAAGACGGAUGAGAAACGGAUGAAAACUGAAGUCAAGCUAUUGCUAUUAGGUGCUGGCGAGUCUGGCAAGUCCACUGUGUUGAAGCAAAUGAAGUUGAUCAAUGCAUCGGGGUUUGACGCGUCUGAACGUGAAAGUUUUCGCAUGAUUGUGUUUUCAAACGUCAUCAAUAUCAUGCAGACACUGCUUGAAGUGAUUGACCAGUUGAAUAUACCGUUGGAGUUAGAGACCUCGCAAGAAGAUGCCGAGCUCAUCAUGCAAGACACGCCUGCACUUUCCAAGGCCCAACCUUAUCCCGCAACCUAUUUGGAUCCGCUCAAACGGCUGUGGUCUGAUCCAGGGAUUCAAAAGGCAUGUAAGCAUGGCAAUGACUUUGCAUUACACGAUAACGUAUUAUACUUCUAUGAAGAACUGGAUCGAUUGUGGGAAGAGCACUAUAUACCAACGGACAAGGACAUCAUUCGAUGUCGGGCAAAAACGACAGGGAUUGCAGAAUCCAUUUUUCACUUGGGACCAUUGACGUAUAGAAUGUUGGACGUGGGUGGACAACGGAGCGAACGAAAGAAAUGGAUACAUUGUUUUGAAAAUGUAACAGCCAUUCUAUUUGUGGUAGCCAUCAGUGGCUAUGAUCAAUGCCUGGUGGAAGAUCGAGAUUCGAACCAAAUGCUAGAAGCAUUGAUGCUAUUCGACAGUAUAUGUAACUCUCAGUGGUUUGUGAAAACAUCCAUGAUCUUGUUUCUCAACAAGAUUGACAUUUUCAAAAAGAAAAUCAAAGAAUCACCCAUAUCCAAGUAUUUCCCCGACUACAAAGGUCCUGACGAUGACUUUGAACAAGCACGAACGUAUUUCAAGAAGCGGUUUCAACGACUCAAUCGAAAUAGUGAAAAGCGAGUGUAUGCCUACUUUACGGAUGCAACGGACACGGACCUUCUCCAGCAUGUCAUGACUGCCGUUUCUGAUAUUAUUUUGAAUGAAAAUCUGAAUACAUUUAUCCUUUAAUUUUUUCCUUCAUACUCACUAUUUCAACUGACC
Molecule: messenger RNA, 1306 nt
Organism: Zychaea mexicana
Lineage: Eukaryota; Fungi; Mucoromycota; Mucoromycetes; Mucorales; Lichtheimiaceae
Product: guanine nucleotide-binding protein alpha-2 subunit
Exons: 8
Coding region: 197-1273 (358 amino acids)
Biological process (GO): G protein-coupled receptor signaling pathway
Cellular component (GO): heterotrimeric G-protein complex
Molecular function (GO): GTPase activity; G-protein beta/gamma-subunit complex binding; GTP binding
Source: RefSeq, a predicted model, not a curated record